Molecule: messenger RNA, 516 nt
Organism: Striga asiatica
Lineage: Eukaryota; Viridiplantae; Streptophyta; Magnoliopsida; Lamiales; Orobanchaceae
Source: the annotation of a GenBank genome assembly
AUGGCAAAUACAUCCACUGGUCAAACACACACACACACACACAAUAGAAAAACAAAUGAAUUGAAAGAAAUAUACCCUUUGGACAUCUCUAGUGACUCCAUAUCCGCUGUGGUACAUCUGGCCCACAAGCACCUGCAUGCCCGUGUCGCCAUUCCUGGCCUCCUUGAGCGUGUCCUGGAACCACCGCUGGACACAGUCCGCCACCACUUCCGCCAGCGGCGUCCGCCGCAGACCCUCCGAACUCUCCGCCGCCUCCAUCGGCCGCGUGGUCAGCCUCACCUGAUGGGACUCGGGUCUCCACCCUGCGGAUUCGGCCGAGGAUGGGGAUCGAGAUUUGGAUACGGGUCUGAUAUGGGUGGGUUGGGGCGACCCGCGGUUGGGGGAAUUGAUGAAGCGAGCAGAUUGGUAAUGGAAAGAGUGAGCGUGGAGAAGGUAGCUAUAGGGCUCAAAAGCUCCUGGAAAGAGACAUGCCAAACGACCUGUUCACAAGAAAGAUCACUCCAUGGGGUUGACUAG